Messenger RNA from Helobdella robusta, 725 nucleotides. RefSeq lists its product as hypothetical. Gene Ontology annotation, biological process: regulation of DNA-templated transcription. Gene Ontology annotation, cellular component: nucleus. The transcript is spliced from 5 exons. NCBI's taxonomy places the organism in Eukaryota, Metazoa, Annelida, Clitellata, Rhynchobdellida, Glossiphoniidae. Bases 78 to 725 code for a protein of 215 amino acids. The record is from RefSeq and is a predicted model, not a curated record. Gene Ontology annotation, molecular function: transcription coregulator activity; RNA binding.
CUGGUGGCAGUGGGGGCCAAUAUGGAGGAGGAGGUGGUGGCGGGGGUCAAUACGGGAGUGGCUGCGACCUCCAGGAGAUGCCAGAUACAGUUUUCAUCCAGGGACUGCCAGAGUACAUAACAGAGGAUGAACUGUGUGCACAAUUCGGCUCUAUUGGUAUCAUCAAGAUCGACAAAAAAACGAAUCGUCCAAAAGUCUGGCUAUACAAAGACAAGCAAAGUGGCCGACCGAAAGGUGAAGCUACCAUCACUUACGAUGAUGCACAAGCGGCUCAGGCAGCCAUAGAAUGGUUUCACAAUAAAGAAUUCCAGGGUAAGACGAUACAAGUCAUGACUGCUUCAAGGAAGGUACCACCUGGUGGAUUUUCAUACCAAAAGGGUGGUCGUGGAGGUGGCGGCCGUGGUGGUGGUGGUGGCAGCUUCGGCGGUGGUGGCGGCGGCGGCCGAGGUGGUGGUGGAGGAAGAGGGGGAGGAAGUGACAGUGGCCGAGCUGGAGACUGGCCCUGCCCCAAUCCCGACUGCGGUAACAAGAACUUUUCAUGGCGAACCGAGUGUCACAGGUGCCAGGAGCCUCGACCCGAAGGGAUGGGUGGUGGCAGUGGAGGAGGAGGAGGAGGUGGUUAUGGUGGUGGAAAUAGAGGUGGUGGUGGUGGUGGCUUCAGGGGUGGCCGCGGUGGAAGAGGUGGUGGUGGAGGAGGAGGAGGUGGAAAUGAUUAUGGGGGGUGA